CAAGAUGACGCUCAAGACGGUGACCAUCGGCUACCCCCGCAUCGGGCCAAACCGCGAGAUGAAGAAGGCUCUCGAGGACUACUGGGGCAAGAAAAUCAAACAAGACGACCUGGUCAGUCAGACCAGCAACAUACUACCUGCUGGUGCUCACACACAUUCCUGCCGUCCCGUUUGGUGAUGCCUUUUGUGUGCAGGUCGCUGCGUCCGACAAGAUUUUCGAGAACAACCUGGAUGAGCAGGUCAAGGCGGGCAUCGACAUCAUCGGCGUGGGCCACCACACCAUGUACGACCCCAUGGCCGACUGGACCCUCCGCUUCGGACUCCUGGCGCCCCGCUUCCAGCCGCUUGUCGGCACCAUGAGCCGCCUGGACCUCUUCUUCUCCAUGGCCCGCGGUGUGGGCGACGUGACGGCCCUCGACAUGACCAAGUGGUACGACACCAACUACCACAACCUGGUGCCCGAGAUCGACCCCAGCACCACGCCCAAGAAGGACUGGGCCGACUACAUCGAGAUGAUCAAGAAGGCCGUCGCCAAGAUCGGCGGCGACAAAGUGGGCGCCGAGAUCAUCGGUCCCAUCACUGUGGUCGACAAGGCCUCGCUCAAGGGCGUGACCCUCGACCAGGUGGUGGACAAGCUCAUCCCCCUGUACAUCGACCUGCUCAAGGAGCUCAAGGCGCUCGGCGUGGCCGAGGUGCAGAUCAACGAGCCCGCCCUCAUCCUCGACAAGGCCAAGGACCUCCGCUCCACCUACGAGCGCGUCUUCACCCAGCUGGCCACCGUCGGUGUGCCCAUCAACCUGAUCACCUUCUACGACGACAUCGGCGAGGCGUACCCCUGGGCCGUCAAGCUCCCCGGCGUCACGGCCGUGUCGCUCGACUUCACCCGCGGCGACACGAUGAGCCUGCUCAAGAAGCACGGCUUCCCGCAGGGCCGGCGGCUGGGCGCCGGUGUGGUGGACGGCCGGUCGGUGUGGAAGGACGUGUCCCUGGCGUCCAAGAUGCUCAAGGAGAUCAAGGACACUGUGGGCCCCAACGUGGAGGUGUCGGUGCAGCCGUCGUCCUCCCUGCAGCACGUGCCCUAUGACGUGGAGAAUGAGACCAAGGUGGACGCGUCGCUCAAGGCCAGGCUCUCCUUCGCCCGUCAGAAGCUCCAGGACGUCAAGGCCGUCGCCACUGCCGCACCCGGCACUGCCAAGGGCGGCGUUGAGUUCGCCGUGCAGGACGCCGAUGUCAAGGAGCCGCCCGCUGACAUGAUCAACAGGAGCAAGCCCUUCACCGAGCGUCGUUCUUUGCAGGUGGGAGAUAGGAUAGGCCACGGGAGGGAAGGCAGACCGCCAUGUGUGUUGAUGUGUGCCUGUCUGUGUGUGUGUGUUGUGGUCUACUGGUACAGAUGGCGACGUUGGGCAACGUGAAGCUGCCGACGAGCACGAUAGGUUCGUUCCCUCAGACGCCGGCCAUGCGCAAGAUCCGUCUCAAGUACCGCAAGGGCGAGGUGUCGAGCGAGGAGUACCAGAGGGCCGUCGACCAGUACAUCGCCUACUGCAUCGGAGUCCAGGUACACACACACACACACUCACACUCCCACUGCCGAAGCCAAUCGCGAUACAUGUGUGUCGGCUGUCUGCCUGUGCGUUUGUGUGUGCUGUCUGUCAGGAGGGUCUCGGUCUGGAUGUGUUGGUGCACGGCGAGCCCGAGCGAUCGGAUAUGGUUGAGUACUUUGGCGAGCGCAUGGACGGCUUCCUCUUCACUCAACUCGGGUAGGCAGGGAGCUGACACAUACAAGAGGCACAAGGAGCACACAGGGACGGUAUGGUAUGUCUUUCUGUCUGUGUGGCCUGCCUUAUCUGUCUGCAGAUGGGUGCAGUCGUACGGUUCCCGCUACGUCCGCCCGCCCAUCAUUCACGGCGAUGUUGCCCGCACGGGCAACCAGCCCAUGACCGUCAGGGAGUUCAUCGUAAGCCCACCCUCACCCUCACCCACACACCACACAUACACCACACCACACACCAACCAAAAUGGCUGGCAAGUAGCCCUCCCUGUUGGCUCAUCGCUGUUGUCUGUCUGUCUGCAGGUGGCCCAGGACUGCACGACCAAGCCCGUCAAAGGCAUGCUGACGGGCCCAGUGACCAUUUUGAACUGGUCAUUCCCCCGCAAGGACAUCGCCCGCAAGGAGCAGGCCUUCCAGAUCGGAUACGCACUCAGAGACGAAGUCGCCGACCUCGAGGCCGCCGGUGGGCAGCAAGAGAAGCCGCGCCGGUGUUGAUGCACCUGUGUAUGCAUGUGGCCGUGUCUGUGUGUGUGUUUGAUGUGAUGCAUCAGGUUGCUGCGUGAUCCAGGUGGAUGAGCCUGCCCUGCGCGAGGGUCUGCCCAUCAAGCCUGCCCGCUGGGCGGCCUACCUGGACUGGGCUGUCAAGGCCUUCCGCCUGUCGACCACCGUGUGCAAGCCCGAGCUCCACGUGGUGACCCAUUUCUGCUACUCGGAGUUCGAGGACGUCAUGCAGGCCAUCAAGGACCUCGACGCCGACCAAAUCACCAUCGAAAACUCGCGAUCCGACGACGCCGUCCUGAAGGUGAGCCAGCGAGACAGACCCUCCCUCCCUCACCAGUGCUUGCACCGCACCCGUGUGUGUGUACUAUCUUGUGUUGUGUUGUGUGUGUCCCUCCCUCUCCCUCCCCUCUCGUCUCGUCAGUACCUGGUGGAGCAGGGUUACGACCACGACGUGGCGCCGGGUAUUUACGACGUGCACUCGCCUGUGAUCCCGCCGACCGACAAGCUGAUGGAGCGGGUGGAGAUGAUCAAGAAGAGCGGCCUCGAGUUCGACCGCAUCUGGAUCGUCCCCGACUGCGGCCUCAAGACACGCAAGUGGGACGAGGUCAUCGAAUCGCUCCGAAACCUCGUCACCGCCACCAAGAGCAUCAGGGGCUAGACAGACAGACACACAGACCGAUGGAUGGAUGAGUGAGUGGAUGGAUGGAUGGAUGGGCGAUUGGCGAUUUUGAUAUGGAGAGAGACGGGUGUGUUCGUUUG
This is a messenger RNA of Vitrella brassicaformis, 3028 nucleotides long. The record is from the annotation of a GenBank genome assembly. NCBI's taxonomy places the organism in Eukaryota, Vitrellaceae.